GUUAUGUGAUCACGAUUAUGCGGUCGAAUUUUCGUUUUGCGAUGGGUCCGUGAUUUUCGUGUUGGUUUUGAUUUUUUAUAGAGAUGUGUCUUUUAGAAUAACCAAUCAAUUCAGUUUUUGUUCUGCGCUAAGAAUGAAAAAUCUCUCGCAAGUCUCGAACCCAUCGAUCGAUCAAGAUCGACAUUAACUUGUGUCCCCGGCGAAAGAAAUAAACUGCAACUUUUUUUAAAAUCGUCAUCUGGACUCUUGAGGGCUAUACCAGCUCGACUCUUAAUUUCCCUCAUGUUUACACUAGCAGUAAUUGAACUAGUUUAUAGUGAAUAUAAAUAACGAGGCUUUCGAAUCCCGGUGCGGACAGUGAAAAUGGCUGUGAAAUUGAAAAUUGUGCUGUUCCUGUCUACGCUCUCAUCCCUCGUGCAAUGUGAGGAAAAUUUUCCUAUAGUGGUGAGAAAAUAUGAACUGGACGACCCAGAUAAGUGUAGCGAAAAUAAUGGUAUAUUUUGCAAAAUAUCAGUCACCCUUGUUCCACACAACAGCACCUUCGACUCUAGAGCUUGGAAAAUAGUAGAGGAAACUUCACAAGAUUUUCGUUACUUUGAUAGAGCGAAACUCCUUCAUGGUCGUUGUUUCAAAAAGUAUCAGAUAAGAACGUUGAAUCAGGCAUUGCAGGAAGAAUACUCGACCAGAUACCUAAACGAAAGUCUCCAUGGAAUUGUGAACAAUUUCAGAUGCUUCGAAAAAGGGCGUCUCAUACUGGACGAUGUAGACUACUGGGAUCUACUUUUUGGAUCGAUUGCCGUUAUAUAUGGAUUGUUUAUGGUUGGUGCUACCACGUAUACAUACCUGGCUGAUCAUGAGAAGGAUAACUUUCUGGUGAAAAUAUUAUCGAUCUUUUCUUUCGUAACAAUAUGGAAAGAACUGAAGAAACCUAUAUUGAACGAGGAUUUUCAGAAAUUGAAGUCCAUACAAGGACUUCGUACAUUGACCAUGAUGCUUAUAAUUUCAAUGCACGCCUUUUAUGGGAAUAUGUUCACAUUUUUGAACAACCCCGAGUAUGUGGAGAACAUUUACUCCAACAUCAUCACAAGGUGCUUGGUAACAAUUUUCACCUUCUUGGUACAAACAUUUUUCUUAAUAUCAGCCUGGUUAUUAACGAUUCAGCUGAGCAAUAUCAUAAAGAAAAAUGGUGAUCUCACAUUCAAGGAUGUAGUCAUCCUGGGAAUAAACAGAUAUUUCAGACUAUUACCUGUGAUUAUAGUAUUACUAUUGGCUCUAAGAAGUAAUCUCACAUUCGAUGUCAUAUCAUACAUAAAUGAGGACAUUGCAGAGAGAGAAGUGGAAAUUUGCAGAUACUACUGGUGGAAAAAUUUACUGUUUAUACAAAAUUUUUAUGAAUCAGACAAAAUUUGUUCAGGUGUCACUUGGUAUUUGGCAACCGAUUACCAACUCUAUCUUCUGACUCUAGGGUUGUUUUACGUGGGCCAAAAACUGAAAAUUUCCAGAAAAUACUUGAUUGGACUCACAAUAAUUACAACUGUAGCAACACAAGUUGGUGUAAUAGCAAACACAAAUUUUCAAGGCUUCAUGAGGCUUAUACCAAGGACUGCCAAUCUGGAAGACAUGAUGGUGUCAAACGCUUUCAUUUGGUCGUACAUCCCAGUUUGGUGCAAUUCGAUAACGUACAUGGUAGGAGUCAUAUUCGGUACAAUAUAUUUCAAACACAAACAAGAAAAAUUGUUCGAAGAAAACCACAAGAAGAUAUUAUGGUUCCUGGGUUUCUUCGGCUUCCCAAUAUUGGCUUUGGUAGCCGCAUCUUAUCAAUAUGAAACCAGGAUCUAUGAAAUCUUGGUUUCAAUUCUUGCCAGGCCCCUCUUUGGCAUUGGAAUUGGCAUUGGAAUUUUAGGGAUGGCUACCAGGACUGGUGGUCUGAUAAAAAUAAUUUUAGAACUGAAACCUUUAGUAUUUCUGGCUAAUUUUUGCUAUUGUGUAUAUUUAUCCCAUUACGCAUUCGUGUUCGUGAGGAUAUUGCGUCAAGAUGAGAUUGUAGACUUAUCCAUGUUUUAUAUAGCAAAAUACACAUUAAUCGACUACACACUCUCCUUCUCGUUUGGUGCAUUGGUGUACAUGGCUGUGGAACAUCCUUUUAUUCAACUACAGAAAUUGAUACUUCCGCAAGUGAAAACGAAAAAGGAAAGCAUAGAAGAAACGCCAAAACCAACGAAAACUGUAAACACGAUUUCUGCUUGAUUAUUUGAGGAAAUAAUCGAAGUCCAAAUCGAAAGGCUACUUUUUUGUAGCUUCAGUCUGACCAAACAUUAUGUACAUAUUCAAGUUCAAUUAAUUUUAAGUAGUUAUAUGAAUUUUAUUAAUAAAUUAUUUAAACAAA
Coccinella septempunctata (seven-spotted ladybird) is the source of this 2386-nucleotide messenger RNA. RefSeq names its product O-acyltransferase like protein-like. The coding region runs from base 364 to 2247 and encodes 627 amino acids. Gene Ontology annotation, molecular function: acyltransferase activity, transferring groups other than amino-acyl groups. The record is from RefSeq and is a predicted model, not a curated record. NCBI's taxonomy places the organism in Eukaryota, Metazoa, Arthropoda, Insecta, Coleoptera, Coccinellidae. The transcript has 13 exons.